ACUGAAGAACAUCCAAUGGGAGCUGAUGGGAUGUACGAUAAGUUACGGAUGUUGAACGUCCAGACAGGGAGCUGGGGAGGGAGGCCAAGUUGGUACCAGGGAAGCUCAGUACCAGGGCAAGGGAGCACAGCAGAAGGCUGCCAGCAGCUGGAGGUCAGAGGUGAAAACGGCAGUGGGGUUCAUGUGAACGGAGACGAUUCCGAUGAAUCCCAGAUCCGCCUGCAACUUAAGAGGAAGCUCCAACGGAACCGCACGUCGUUCACACAGGAUCAGAUUGAGGCUUUGGAAAAAGAAUUUGAACGCACACAUUAUCCAGAUGUCUUUGCCAGAGAAAGAUUAGCAGCAAAAAUCGAUCUUCCUGAAGCCAGAAUACAGGUAUGGUUUUCAAAUCGACGUGCCAAGUGGAGGAGAGAAGAGAAACUCCGCAAUCAGAGGAGGCAGGCGUGCAGUGGUCCGAGUCACGUCCCCAUCAACAGCAGCUUCUCGCCUACUCUGUAUCAAUCAAUCCCACAGCCUGCUACGUCAGGUCAGUAUCCCACAACUGGACCAAUCCUGGGCAGAAACGAGACCUCGCUUGCAAACAGUUACAGUGCGCUUCCACCCAUGCCAGCUUUUGCCAUGGCAAAUAACCUCCCUUUGCAGCAACCUGUCCAACCAGUUCCGGGUCAAACCUCCUCGUACUCUUGCAUGAUUCCAGCCAGCCCAGCUGUCAGCGUGCGGAGCUAUGACACAUACACUCCUCAACACAUGCAGCCUCACAUGAGUUCACAGCCGCUGGCUUCAACAGGGGCUUCCUCUACAGGACUUAUUUCCCCUGGAGUGUCGGUUCCAGUUCAGGUUCCUGGAGGUGAUCAGGACAUGGCCCAGUACUGGCCUAGGCUGCAGUAA
Hemiscyllium ocellatum (epaulette shark) is the source of this 888-nucleotide messenger RNA. RefSeq names its product paired box protein Pax-6-like. The transcript has 7 exons. The record is from RefSeq and is a predicted model, not a curated record. Gene Ontology annotation, molecular function: DNA-binding transcription factor activity, RNA polymerase II-specific; RNA polymerase II cis-regulatory region sequence-specific DNA binding. Lineage: Eukaryota; Metazoa; Chordata; Chondrichthyes; Orectolobiformes; Hemiscylliidae. Gene Ontology annotation, biological process: anatomical structure development; regulation of transcription by RNA polymerase II. Bases 16 to 888 code for a protein of 290 amino acids.